Messenger RNA from Parathielavia appendiculata, 762 nucleotides. RefSeq lists its product as uncharacterized. The record is from RefSeq and is a predicted model, not a curated record. The transcript is spliced from 2 exons. Bases 227 to 610 code for a protein of 127 amino acids. Lineage: Eukaryota; Fungi; Ascomycota; Sordariomycetes; Sordariales; Chaetomiaceae.
UGGUGUUGGUGGUGGUGGUAUAGGGGCUCAUACACAAGUUUGUCUGUGUAUACUGGUACCAAUAUCCUGGGGAUAACGAAAGGGCGGAUGCUAUGUAAGGGCUACGGGAAGUCCAGGAAAGAGAACGGUUUAGCAUCUUUCUCAUCGAUUGACUGCCAGUAAAGAAUAUUCUAAGUUGAUACAAGAAUCUUUCGACAACAAGUCUUCUCCACCAAACGAGCCCAACAUGCCCGGCAACUUCCUCCGAGUCCCAACACCAACCUUACCAGCCCCUUCUCUACCCGCCGCCUCUCAUGGGCCACCUGACACAUCAGAGAGAAUCGGGGGCCAAACCGGCCUUCCAACACCUCCCCCAACCCCUCCCCAAGCGCCCAUCGGUGAGAGCGUGGGUGGCAGCCACAGCGGUAGCAACCACGUUAACCAACAGAGUGUCGACGACCAGGACAACGACAAUGAGAAAUACCAUGACAAAGACGGGGACAAUGAUGGCGACAAGGGCAAGAGCCGGGUCCUGAGCCUUCUGACGAAUCAGAGUGGGAUACCGACGACGAGGAGAGCGAGGAUGAUGGUGGUGAAGAGCACGGGGUUGAAGACGAAUGGGAUGACCUAAGCCGAGAGGCUGUGGACAAUGGGAACGACGACGACGACGACGAAGAUGACGACGAAGACGAAGACAGCAGCGACUCGGACGGCUAUCAAGACGACGAUCGUCUCCUCCUCUAUGACUCCGAGUUCGACUACAACUCGGACGACGACAUAGAC